Sesamum indicum (sesame) is the source of this 2477-nucleotide messenger RNA. RefSeq lists its product as uncharacterized. NCBI's taxonomy places the organism in Eukaryota, Viridiplantae, Streptophyta, Magnoliopsida, Lamiales, Pedaliaceae. The record is from RefSeq and is a predicted model, not a curated record. Gene Ontology annotation, molecular function: beta-glucosidase activity. Gene Ontology annotation, biological process: glucan catabolic process.
AUUUUCUUGGUGGUGUUAGUAGCUAUAUUUUGGUUCGACCAAACCACGUGGGCUCAAGAAUUUAUCAUUUUCCCGUAUAAUGCGGCGACCUGUGUAAAUUGAGAGCAUCAUCCAACCACGUUCCUGUGGAGAAUCUAUCUCCACUUCUCCACUAGCAUUUCACCCACAUUGUCCACUACACACCCCACGCUAAAGUAACUGCGGUAUUAGUCAAUCCAUUUUCACCAUAUUCAUUGAGCAGCAGCCUUACGGGCACAGAUCAAAGCAAGUUGCAAUUCUUAGCAGCAUACUGCCACUGGCUGUGUGGAGAAGCUGAAAUAUGAAGUGGGUCGGAAGGGUUUGGAUACUGUGGGUGUGGAUUGCUGUGGUACUAUGCAGCCGUAGAGGGGCAGUAGGAAAGGAAGAGUACAUGAAGUACAAGGACCCGAAGCAGCCGGUUGGGGUGAGAGUAAAAGAUCUUCUUGGUAGAAUGAGUUUAGAGGAAAAGAUUGGGCAGAUGGUUCAGAUUGAUAGGAUUGCUGCCAGCCCUGAUAUAAUGAAGGAUUACUACAUUGGGAGCCUAUUAAGUGGUGGUGGAAGUACACCACUUCCACGAGCUACUGCUGCUGAUUGGGUUAAUAUGGUGAAUGACUUUCAGAAUGGUUCUUUAUCCACACGUCUUGGGAUUCCAAUGAUCUAUGGGAUUGAUGCUGUUCAUGGACACAAUAAUGUGUAUAAUGCCACCAUAUUUCCUCACAACAUUGGCCUUGGUGCUACUAGGGACCCGGAACUUUUGCAAAGGAUUGGUGAUGCAACUGCUGCUGAAGUAAGAGCUACUGGAAUCCCUUAUGUAUUUGCUCCUUGCAUUGCAGUCUGCAGAGAUCCUAGGUGGGGACGAUGCUAUGAAAGUUACAGUGAGGAUCCCAAGGUAGUUCGAGAGAUGACAGACAUUAUACUUGGGUUACAAGGUGAAAUUCCAAAUGGUCUGCGGAAGGGUGUUCCUUAUGUUGCUGGGAAGAACAAGGUAGCAGCUUGCGCGAAACACUUUGUUGGUGAUGGUGGGACAACAAAGGGCAUCAACGAGAACAACACCCUCACUAGCAUGCAUGGCUUGCUUAGCAUUCACAUGCCUGCUUACUAUGAUUCUAUCAUUAAGGGUGUCUCCACAGUCAUGGUUUCCUACUCCAGCUGGAAUGGUCAAAAGAUGCAUGCAAACCGUGAGUUGAUCACUGGAUUUCUGAAGGGUACACUUAAGUUUAAGGGCUUUGUAAUCUCAGACUGGCAGGGACUUGACCGGAUCACUUCUCCACCGCAUUCCAACUAUACGUACUCUGUUUUAGCUGGUGUUCUAGCUGGAAUCGACAUGAUUAUGGUACCGUACAACUUCACUGAGUUCAUCAAUGACCUCACUUAUCUGGUGAAGAACAGAUUUAUCUCAAUGGAUCGCAUUGAUGAUGCUGUUCAGAGAAUUUUGCUUGUCAAGUUCAACUUGGGUCUCUUUGAAAAUCCUCUUGCUGACCUUAGUCUGGUCAAUGAGGUUGGAAGCCAGGCGCACAGAGAUUUGGCUAGGGAAGCUGUAAGGAAAUCACUUGUUCUGCUGAAAAAUGGGAAAACUGCAAACGAUUCAUUGCUACCAUUGCCAAAGAAAGCAUCCAAAAUUCUAGUUGCUGGUACUCAUGCAGAUAACUUGGGGUAUCAGUGUGGUGGAUGGACUAUAGCUUGGCAGGGAUUUAGUGGAAAUAACGAUACAAGUGGAACAACCAUUCUUGGUGCUAUUAAUUCAACAGUUGAUAAGGACACUGAUGUGGUAUACCUUGAGAACCCUGACAGUGAAUAUGUCAAAUCCAACGACUUCAGUUAUGCUAUUGUAGUAGUCGGAGAGCCCCCUUACACAGAGACUGCAGGCGACAGCCAAACUCUCACAAUGGUUGAUCCUGGACCAGACGUCAUCAACAAUGUCUGCGGAGCUGUGAAAUGCGUCGUUAUCAUGAUAUCUGGUCGACCAGUUGUGAUGGAACCAUAUAUGUCAACAAUUGAUGCUCUUGUAGCAGCGUGGUUGCCUGGCACUGAAGGUCUAGGAGUGACUGAUGUGCUCUUUGGCGAUUAUGGUUUUACGGGGAAACUACCGAGGACUUGGUUCAAAACCGUCAAUCAACUCCCAAUGAAUGUCGGGGAUUCACAUUAUGAUCCACUUUUCCCUUUUGGGUUUGGACUCACAACCAAGACAAUGGUUGCAAGCAGGUCAGUAUCAGCCGGUGUACGCAGGGCGGCCUAUGUACCGAUUGUCAUGGUUUUUCUGUUUGUUGGUUUGUAUUUUCAAGUUAAAAGGACGAAGUUGUCAAGAUCACCAGCAUCUCUGUUCCCAAGAUGGGUCAGCUCUUUUCUGUUAAACCAUUUCCAGAAUAGCAGAAUGGCAAGAGGCCCUCCACAAAUCCAGUUAUGUUGACAAUGUAAACAUCAGGACAAGCGUUCUCAACUGCUUCCUAAUUUGGCCAAAA